CGCCGAGUGAAAAUAACGGGCAAAACAAAUAACGUCAUCCACCACAGAAUCCACACCUCGUAAAGACAACUAAAACAUUCCAGAGACCGUCAGCGACACCGUCUCCGCUGCCUGCCGCCGUCACCCACUCACCUCCGUCACAGCCACCGAACAACUCCUUAACUUCUAAAUGGGUGCUGAAGAACCGGUCGUUGAGGGAGGAAAUGAAGCAAAAGCUGAAGUGAGAGAAGGAAAUGUAAACAAGAAGGAGGAAAAGGAAGAAGAUGAAGCUAAGGAUUUGGAAAAAGGUGAAGUGGGUUUUGAAGAGAGAGCUUUUCAGACCAAUUAUGAUAAUGCCGAAAAUCGCCAUACUCAUGAAGAUUUUCAGCACUCGAUGUACCAUAGAUUGAACCCCACAAAUCCGUUGAGGAUUGUACUUAACAGCAAUACCAGAGUUGCAUCUCCUUCACCUCCUCCUCCUCCUCCUCCUUCUCAUCCUCGUCCUCAUCCUCAUCCGCCUCCUCCUCCUUCUCCUUCUCCUUCUCCUUCUCCCCCUCCUGAAUCUCAGCCUUCUGAGCCUCGCUCUGUACCAAUCCUGCAACCACAACGACCCGUGACAUUGAGUUCGAGAAGAUAUACCAACAGAAUAUCCCUGUUUCUCUUCCUCCUCCACUUUUUCCUGGCUGUUGUUCUGGUUUGCUUUCUUGUUUUCAAGGGAAUCCAAGGGCUAUUCCAGGCAUCGGAUUCUAUCAAAAGGAGAGAGAGAAGGGUUUUGAAGUUCUUUCUGCCACAAGUGGAAGCUGCAUGCCUUAUUAGCAUCACUCUGGCAUUUAUGUGGCAGAAAGCAAUAAGGAAAUGGCCCACUUUCAUGGUUCAUUUCAUACUAUGGUGCACUUUUGUAAUGUCUCUUGCAGCUGGAGUCCUUCUUCUUUGCUUUCAGAGGCCUUCCACUAAUGGUGUUGGAGUUUGUUUGAUCGCUUUUUCAGUGGGAAACGGCUUGUAUGCCUGUUGGGUUAAUAACAGAAUUAAGUUUUGUUGUAAGAUCUUGAGCCUGUCACUUGAGCCAGCAUCAAAAUUCCCAGAUUUGAAUUAUCCCACUUACUGUAUGCUUAGUGCUUCAUUCCUCUGGAUGACUCUGUGGACUGUAGCUGUGAUUGGAGCCUUGAACUUUUAUGUUCCUCCUUUGAUUAUAAUGGCGUUGAUGCUGAGCUUGGCUUGGACUACAGAGGUCAUGAGGAAUGUUGUUAACAUCACUGUUAGUAGGGUCAUUGCUUUGUAUUAUCUUAGAGGGAUGCAAUCAAAUACUAAGUUUUGCUUUCUCAGAGCAUCAACCAGGAAUCUUGGAAGUGCUUGUUUAGGGUCUCUCUUUGUUCCGACAAUUGAAGCUCUAAGAAUAGUCGCCCGGGGUUUAAAUUUGCUCGAAGGAGAGGAUGAGUUCAUGUUCUGUUGUGCUCAUUGUUGUCUGAGAGUGAUGGAGUCCAUUUUCAGAAACGGUAAUAGCUGGGCCUAUGUACAGAUAGCAGCCUAUGGGAAAGGAUUUGUGCAGGCAUCUCAAGACACGUGGGCCCUGUUUCAGAAAGAAAAAAUAGAACAACUCGUGGAUUCUGAUAUAACAAGCUCAAUCUGCUUCCUCACAGGAGUUUGUAGUGGUUCUAUCUGUGUCAUUGUUGUGGCUGCUUGGACUGCCAAAGUUCACCAAAGUUUCACAGCUAGGCUUUCCCUCCUCACUUUCUUCAUUGGAUACCUUUUGACAAGGAUCGCCAUGGCAGUGCCUCAUGCUUGUGUGAGUUGUUACUAUGCAUGCUAUGCAGAGAACCCAGAAAACAGACUGUUUGAUAGAACAAUUAAGGAACGUCUUGAGCUGUUAGAAACUCACAAGGAAGCCUCGGCCACCACGCCACGAGGACGUCGCCGGAAUUUGAGGGCAUAGUCCGAGGAGGAGGCUGCAGGGGGUGCCACCUAGUCAUGAAUCAUCAACUUGGUUGGAGUCACAGGAAUCGUUGAUGGCUUUGAGGAGGCGGUUAUGGUGGGAAUGAGCUUUGAUUAAUUGAAAAAAGAAAAGGGUUGAUCCAUUAAUGGAGUUUUGAGUUGGAAGGAAUGUGAUGAGCAGUGAAAUUCCUCAA
Neltuma alba is the source of this 2102-nucleotide messenger RNA. RefSeq names its product protein PNS1-like. NCBI's taxonomy places the organism in Eukaryota, Viridiplantae, Streptophyta, Magnoliopsida, Fabales, Fabaceae. Gene Ontology annotation, cellular component: membrane. Gene Ontology annotation, biological process: transmembrane transport. The record is from RefSeq and is a predicted model, not a curated record. The coding region runs from base 170 to 1909 and encodes 579 amino acids. The transcript has 5 exons. Gene Ontology annotation, molecular function: transmembrane transporter activity.